CUCAUGGGACAGCAAAUCCGUAGACUUUGAAAGUGUCCGGAAGGACGGAACACAACAGGACUCUAGUCGUAUCGUGAAUGAACGCCGGCUCCCCUCCACGUCUCCUAGGCCGGGACAGCUAGAAAUUGCCCCGACCGUUAGCAAACCGCGAGUUGCAUCUAGAACCUCCCAACGACCAACAAAAGCGUCAAGAGGGGCAGAAAAGAGGAUAAUUUUAGCGGGGUUGAAGAUCCCAUUCGCAUGUAUUGUCUUCGAAAGCUCCAAGAAGUGAUCACACCGAUCUUCUGCGAAUCCGCAGCACACGAGCCUGAUUAUUCCAAUUCUGCGAGUCUCGAGGGUGUGUCAUACGUCAAAGAACUGGAGCAACAUCUCUUUCAGGCGUUCAGGGAAACGGACAAGGCCGGUAACAUACUCGUUGGAAACAAAUAUAAGACCCAAUUCCGAAUGCUCGCGUUUAAUCUGGAAAAGUCGGAUCGUGUAUCUCUCCGUCAAAGUAUCCGUACGGGAAGGAUGACAGCCGCUGAAUUGUCUGUGAUGUCCAACAGUGAACUUGCCAGUGAUCAACAGAAGAAAGAAAUCGAGACAGCACAGAAGGAAUCUUUGGAACAUUCCAUAUUGGAUGGUCGGCAAAUGAAUAGACCGCUACGGAAAAUAACCCACAAAGGGGAGGAGGAGAUCGAAGAUAUGGACAGAGAUGACGAUGCAUCAAGGACCCGGAGUGUCCGAGGAGAUUCAAUCCUCUAUUUUCCCUCUGCCCCAAGCUCCGAGCCAUCCCCCACGUCAGAUGACCCCAAGUUCGCAAUUCUUCCUAGUCGCAAGUUGGUAACAUCAGGGAGUUCUGCUUCUGGUGUGGGCGGCGGCGAGCCUGAAGCAUUUGCCACACCUCAGUCAAUAGGUCCGCCAGAAAGCACUGUGUCUUCGUCUUUUGCUCCUAGUCCCACAGCUAGUGCGCACCCAAUCUCUUUGUCUACGGAUGUACCGCCUUCCAUCGUUGCGUCCCCGACUAGUAAGCGAUUUGAUUUGAGCAGCUUGGGGUGGGCAGAGAGCGACCAUCAUUCUGCGCCUCCUGCGCUUGAAACAGAGAGUCCAGAAGAACAUCCUGGCGCCCCCCCGUCAGCCGAGUUGGACACAGGUGAAGACGCACGGAGUGAUCAUGAUUUCAACAUGUUCAUCGAGCCUGAGCAUGAAAGAAACGAGCUCACGCCCGCGGAAGUAAGGGAUUCUGGCGUUUUGCAAUCCUCACCGCCAGCUGUCGUAUGGAAAGGCGAGCUGCGAAUGCCUGGUGGGGAUGGAUCCACCAUGUCAACCGAGAUAGCUUCGUAUCUAAUUGCUGGUCGUCCAAAAGGUUACCAGGACUUCUCCUUUUGGAGUUCCAUGUUUCCCCGUCCGUUCGUCAGAGUUGAUGGUCGCGUAAAUAUUGACGCAGCUAACACCUACUUGCUCAACUCAAGAUUGAACACAGGGCGGGAGCUUGUUGCAGUUGAAAUGGUGCCAAGUGACCCACAGCAUGAAGCAACGUUUAAUGAGAUCGUUGCGGUGCUAACUUCAAAGAGGCGACAUGGUGUCGUGUUCCCAUGGGGGAAUCCAGCGCCACCCGAUGCUCCCGGUAAGGAGCUUUACCUUGUCCCUCUUCAACCUUCAGAUCCCGUGCCCGAGUAUCUUCAGUUGUUGGACCAUGUUCAGCUUCCGGAUGUCCGGACUGCAACAGUUGUACUUGGAUUCUUUAUUCUCCACAGAUCAAAAGUGUCUAUCGCUCAACCAGCAACCAACAUACCUGUCUCAGCACAAGCCACCAGGGAGAAUGGCACCGCAAGCAAUGUUUUGCAACCAUCAGUCCCCAGCGGAAUUGACAUAUCAUCUAUCACAGCCGAAUAUCUUGCUGGAAUUCUUCAGAAUCCAGCACUGAAUCAAACUCUCAAUCCAACGGCUCCACCAUCCAGUGUCAUGGCAUUGUAUCCUCAAUCAUCAAAUACUGAUACCCCAAACAGUGGUGCCCCUGGUCCAUCUCAGCCAUUAACGCUUGCUCAAACUUUGUACUCCGGCCCAUCCACUCCAGCUGUUAUCAAUCAGCAAAUGGGCCGAUUUCGCGGCGAUGCUCAGUCAUCGUCGAGAGGCAGACCGUAUGAAAAUUACUCGCGAGGGCGACGGUACGCUCUUGAUGGCUCAAGGGGCAGGGGUAGAGGGCGAAAUGCCGGUUGGGGCCAUGCGAAUUAUUCCCCAGUUGAUAACGGGUGGGGGAACAGACGUUCCAGCGGCAGCGGCGGUAGUGGUGGAAUUCGGUAUUGACGGACACAUCAGACUGGGGUUUCUCUGGCACACUUCUGUCGCGUAAUUAUGUAUAUAUAUCCAUUUUAGUGACUCGCGACCCAGUGGAUCUCUCUCUA
Cantharellus anzutake is the source of this 2384-nucleotide messenger RNA. Its product is annotated as transcription factor S-II, central domain-containing protein. Lineage: Eukaryota; Fungi; Basidiomycota; Agaricomycetes; Cantharellales; Hydnaceae. The transcript is spliced from 6 exons. The record is from RefSeq and is a predicted model, not a curated record. Gene Ontology annotation, biological process: DNA-templated transcription. The coding region runs from base 241 to 2286 and encodes 681 amino acids. Gene Ontology annotation, cellular component: nucleus.